AAAAGAGGGCAGGAAGGAGGUGGUGACAUUUCCAGUACUUGUCUUAGGAAGCAACCUCAGGCUUGAACCUGUGGUGACCAUUCAGAUGCAUGAAGUGUGAGGAAGCUGCUUCUGUUCUAACUGCUCUCUGCUCUGUGGUGGCAUGUUGUAGCUGCUGUUUGACCGACUUCAACAUUUGGACUUUCUGAAAACAAUUUAUUUCACUCUUUUCGUCAGGAGCGUAGCUCCCUCCAGGAUCCGAUGAUUACAGGGCAGCUGAGCAAGCCGCUGCUCUCCCUGCGCAGCAACAUGAGCGCAGCAGAACUCCGGGCGGACGACAAAGUGGCCACUCCAGACAGCGAGCUGAACGACGAGACCCUGCUCCUGCCCUCUGAGGCCACGGACAGAGCGGGGACCCCCAACAAGCUGUACGGAGCUCGGGACGGUUCGGUCCAGUCUGAUGCCAGCAGCAGUCCUUCAGAGCAGAGUCACCUGGGACAGCCUCACCCAGGAUAUCCAAUGGGUCCACAGUCUUUGCUGGUGGCGCAGCAGCUGGCCAAUGCUGUAGGUGGCGUGAUGUCUGGGGCAGCACCAGGCAUGAACCAGCCCAUCCUCAUCCCCUUCAACGCAGGCGGACACCUUGGCGGGCAGCAGGGCCUGGUCCUCUCGCUGCCCACAGCCAACCUCCAGAGCCUGGUGGCUGCUGCUGCUGCGGGGGGCAUCAUGACGCUCCCGCUCCAGAACCUGCAAGCUACCUCAUCACUCAGCUCCCAGCUCCAGCACCUGCAGCAGCUCCAACAGAUGCAGCAGCACCACCAGCAGCAACAGCAACAACACCAUCAGCAGCAGCAGCAGCAGCAGCAGCAACAGCAGCAGCAACACCAUCACCAACAGACCCACUCCCACAGCCAGAACCAGCUGACAUCCCAGCAUCACAUAACCCCACCCAGCCAGCAGCAAUCCUCCGUUCCAUCUCCAGGCUCAGCCUGCUCCUCCACCUCUGGGCAGCCUCAGCAGUCUCCACCUCACAGACCAAAUCACUCACCGGCUCGCAGCCUUCCUUCUCCCGUCACUCCGCCCAUACCUUUGCCGCUGAAUCCUCUGGCCAGCCAGGCAGCAGUAGCAGCGGCAGCAGCCAUGGGUUCAAUCGCUGGUUCUCAGGUGUUUGGCAACACCUUGUCAAACCUGCAAGGAGCCACCGGGCAGCUGGUCACCAAUGCACAAGGACAGAUAAUUGGAACAAUCCCACUGAUGCCCAACUCUGCAGGGCCCUCCAGCCAAUCAGGGGGUGGCAACCCAGCACUGCAGGUACAGCCAAUUACACCUCAGCUUCUGACCAACGCUCAAGGCCAGAUCAUCGCCACGGUGAUCGGCAAUCAGAUCCUGCCUGUCAUCAACACCCAGGGAAUCACACUGUCACCAAUCAAGCCUGGACAGCAGCUGCCUCAGGCUCAGCAGAGUCAGACAGGACCUGCAUCGUCUCAGCCAAACCUGCUCCACAUGCCACACAGACAGAGUCCUCUCCACCAGGCCUCUUCCUCCUCCUCCACCUCCUCCUCUUCCUCAGCUCUCAGCGUGGGGCAGCUAGUCAGCAACCCGCAGACCGCCCCCAGCGAGGUGGACGGGGUCAACCUGGAGGAGAUCCGUGAAUUCGCCAAAGCAUUCAAGAUCCGCCGGCUGUCUCUGGGCCUGACACAGACUCAGGUGGGCCAGGCUCUCAGCGCCGCCGAGGGGCCGGCGUACAGUCAGUCUGCCAUCUGCAGACACACCAUCCUGAGAAGCCACUUUUUCCUACCACAGGAAGCCCAAGAGAACACUAUAGGUAACAGUCUGACAGGAAAACUGAACCCUGGCCUUUUAUAUCCUGCCAGGUUUGAGAAGUUGGACAUCACCCCUAAAAGCGCCCAGAAGAUUAAGCCCGUUCUGGAGCGCUGGAUGGCCGAGGCUGAGGCCCGCCACCGAUCCGGCAUGCAGAACCUGACUGAGUUUAUCGGCAGCGAGCCUUCAAAAAAGCGCAAGCGGAGGACCUCUUUCACCCCGCAGGCGCUGGAGAUCCUCAACAGCCACUUUGAGAAGAACACGCACCCGUCCGGACAGGAAAUGACGGAAAUAGCCGAGAAACUGAACUACGACCGCGAGGUGGUGCGCGUCUGGUUCUGCAACAAGAGGCAAGCGUUGAAAAACACGAUAAAGCGCUUGAAACAGCCCGAGCUCGGCGUGGCCACACCACUGGACCCUCUCACCGAUUCUCUAGAGGAGCUCCCGAAAUGAUCGAGCUCUCUGGACGACAUUUGCAACGACAACAAAACAAAGAGUGGAGAAGUGGCGGCCGCGAGAAACGACGGAAAGUGGACGAACUUAUCUUGACGCGAAAGGCGAAACGGACAUGAUGACGGACAGUCACGAGUGUGCAAAUGAAAAACUUUUGUGUUGUCAGUGUGAUUACCACAGUUGUGUAAAUCAGUGAUUCCCAAACACUGGGUCGGGACCCACAGGCGCGUCACGGGAGAUGUUUUUGCGGCCCUCAACGACAACAAAUUUGCCCCCAACCUUUUUUAGUUUAGAUUAAUGUGUAUACGUUUUUUUAAAAAAAAAACAUUCCUUGGAAAUGAUUCUGUUACCAACUCACAGUGAUAUUCAGGCUGUAAUUAUGCACUUAUUUGAGAUUUUGGGUCAAAGUUGUUUGCCGUCUUUAAAAAAAGUGGGUCCCCCGUGAAAAAGAAAGUUUGGGAAACACUGGUGUAAAUGACCUUGCAAGGCAAAAAC
Molecule: messenger RNA, 2745 nt
Organism: Solea senegalensis (Senegalese sole)
Lineage: Eukaryota; Metazoa; Chordata; Actinopteri; Pleuronectiformes; Soleidae
Gene: pou6f2
Product: POU class 6 homeobox 2
Exons: 10
Coding region: 241-2250 (669 amino acids)
Biological process (GO): regulation of transcription by RNA polymerase II
Molecular function (GO): DNA-binding transcription factor activity, RNA polymerase II-specific; RNA polymerase II cis-regulatory region sequence-specific DNA binding
Source: RefSeq, a predicted model, not a curated record